CGUACCAAUCAGUUGUUUGUUGAUUUUCUUGCGUGAAAGGGCAGAGUAAAUAUAAAUAAUAUACAUUUCACUUUUAUUUUAAUCGUUGGUGAUUUAAUUAUUAACACGCACGGAUUGACUACAAUUAAUUGUCUUGAAAAUCAAAAAGAAAAAAAAAAUGUUGAAGAAUCUUUUUAUCAUGGGCCUUAUUGGUGUGAGUUUAGCUGAUGUAAAACCAGCAAAAGAUACUCGUGUACCACGUCAGUAUGUUUCUUAUGAUGAUUCAAAAAUUGGUGAAUACGCAUUGGUAGAUGUUGCAACAUUACCACUUGAUAAUUAUCCAGCUCCAUCAAAUCAACCACGUCCCAAGGCUGGUUUUAGUGUUGGUGGUGGAUUGGUGUCAAUUGCACGUGGUUCAGCUGAUCAAGCACGUACUGCUGUUGCAAAUCAACACUCAGCUGCUGGACAAGCUGCAUUUGUUGCAAAAAAUCAACUUGCUCAAUCAGCUCAACAAUCAGCAGCAACUGCAUCUGCUGCAUUAGCUGGUAAACAAAUAAUAUUUAUGGGUCUUCAACAACAAGUACGUGAUGCUAAAACAGCACUUGAUGGUGAAAAACAACAAAUGGUACAAGCAGCAAGAGCUGCACAAGCUGCUAAAAAUUCAGCACAACAAGCAAUGCAUCAAGUACAAGUUAUAACAGCAGCUUUAAAUGCAGCACAAGCAACACAAGAUCAUGCAGCACAGGCUGCUGCUGAAGCUGCUGCUGAAUUAGCAGCACAAACAGGAAUGGUUGGUCAAGCAAAAUCACGUUUACAUGCACUUGAAGAACAACUUGAAUCAGCACGUAUUGAUUUUGAAGCAACACAAUCAGCAACAAAUAAAGCAACAGCAGCAGCACAACUUGCACAAAAUAAUGCUGCUGCUGCUGCUGCACAUGCUGCUGAAAGUGCUGCUGCUGUAUCACCACUACCAUCAGUUGCUGAAGAAGAAGAAGGACCAGCAGAACAAUCAGCACAUCUUCAAAUUGGAUCAAUUGAAGAUUAUGAAGAACCAAGUAAUCAUGAAUCAAUUGUACAAACACCAGUACAAUAUUCUGAUGAACAAGAACAAAGUGCAAUUAUUUAUAGAAAUGCACUUCAACAACCAGCAUCAGAUAAUAGUCAACAAUCAUAUGGUUCACCUUAUGAACAACCAGAAACAUAUGGAGAUUAUAAAACUUAUUAUUAAAUUUUAUUUUUUAUUGAAAUAUGUAAUUUUUACAACAUAAAUAUAUUUUUUACAGACUUUUUUAAGUCAUUUAUUAAUUGACAAAUAUUAUUUUUCAUAUAGAAAAAUAAAAAUAUUGUUUUUAAAAA
Molecule: messenger RNA, 1335 nt
Organism: Aphidius gifuensis
Lineage: Eukaryota; Metazoa; Arthropoda; Insecta; Hymenoptera; Braconidae
Product: cell surface antigen I/II-like
Exons: 5
Coding region: 158-1207 (349 amino acids)
Source: RefSeq, a predicted model, not a curated record